This is a messenger RNA of Eimeria tenella, 294 nucleotides long. RefSeq lists its product as uncharacterized. The record is from RefSeq and is a predicted model, not a curated record. The transcript is spliced from 2 exons. NCBI's taxonomy places the organism in Eukaryota, Apicomplexa, Conoidasida, Eucoccidiorida, Eimeriidae. Bases 1 to 294 code for a protein of 97 amino acids.
AUGACAGCGGCAGCGGGAGCGAGCAGCAGCCGCAGACGACAGCUAGGAGCAGCAGCAGCAGCAAGAGCAGCAGCAGCAGCAGCAACGAGCCAUGCUGCCGGGACGACCCCGCGGGAAGCAGCGGAAGACAAGCAGCAAACACCUCACCCCACCGCUUCCUGGGUGACCUUCUGGUGUACGUGGAGCUCAGGUGCCACUGCAGCAGCAGCAGCAGCCGCAGCAGCAGCGGAAAGCGCUUCUUUUUGCCUCUGCUCAUACCGGCGCUGCUGCAGCUGCAGCAGCAGAUCCGCCUGA